AGCCGGCGGCCGUGGAGCCGGUGUGCGUGCGGAGCGGGCUCUACGAGGUGGAUGUGGCCAGCGCCGAGAGCUACCCCGUCUAUUGGAACCAAACAGAAAAGAUCCCUGUAAUGCGUGGACAGUGGUUUAUUGAUGGGACUUGGCAACCUCUGGAAGAGGAGGAAAGUAACUUAAUAGAACAGGAGCAUCUCAACCGCUUCAAAGGCCAGCAGCUGCAGGAGAGCUUUGAUAUGGAAAUAUCCAAACCUGUUGAUGGGAAGGAGGCUAUUCACAGUCUCAAGCUGAGCCGUAACCACGUGGACUGGCACAGUGUGGAUGAAGUUUAUCUGUACAGUGAUGCCACCACAUCCAAAAUUGCAAGGACUGUUACACAAAAACUGGGGUUUUCCAAAGCUUCAAGCAGUGGCACAAGGCUACAUAGAGGCUAUGUAGAAGAAGCCACAUUAGAAGACAAGCCACCCCAGACCAGUCACAUUGUGUUUGUUGUGCAUGGCAUUGGGCAGAAAAUGGACCAAGGCAGGAUCAUCAAAAACACAGCCAUGAUGCGAGAUACUGCAAGGAAAGUGGAAGAAAAGUAUUUUUCCAAUCUUGCAACACACGUGGAAUUCCUCCCAGUGGAGUGGAGAUCAAAGCUGACCCUGGAUGGAGACACCGUGGACUCCAUCACCCCGGACAAAGUGCGGGGUCUGCGGGACAUGCUGAACAGCAGCGCCAUGGACAUCAUGUACUACACCAGCCCUCUGUACAGGGACGAGCUGGUGAAGGGGCUGCAGCAGGAGCUGAACCGGCUCUACUCGCUCUUCUGCUCCCGCAACCCCGAGUUUGAGGAGAAGGGAGGGAAGGUCUCCAUCGUGUCCCACUCCCUGGGCUGUGUCAUCACCUAUGACAUCAUGACUGGCUGGAAUCCAGUCAGGCUCUACGAGCAGCUGCUGCAGAAGGAGGAGGAGGAGCUGGAGGAGAGUUGGAUGAGCUACGAGGAGCGGCGAUUGCUGGAGGAGCUGUACAUAACCAAGCAACGGUUGAGAGAGAUAGAAGAGAGGUUACAUGAGUUAAAGGCAUCCACCAUAUCAAAACCACCUGUCUUAAAAUUUAAGGUUGAGAAUUUCUUCUGCAUGGGAUCCCCCCUGGCAGUGUUCCUGGCCCUGCGUGGGAUCCGCCCUGGCAGCAGUGGCAGCCAGGACCACAUCCUGCCCAGAACCAUCUGCAACAGGUUGUUGAACAUCUUCCACCCCACAGACCCCGUGGCCUACAGAUUAGAACCCUUAAUCCUGAAGCACUACAGCAACAUCUCACCCGUGCAGAUCCACUGGUACAACACAGCCAACCCCCUCCCUUACGAGCACAUGAAGCCAAGUUUCCUGAACCCCAGCAAAGAAGCUACCUCAGCCCCUGAGCCUGACAGCACCUCAGCUGCCCCCAGCCCCACCACGUCCCCCGUGCUGGUGCGGCGCCACUACGGCGAGUCCAUCACCAACAUUGGCAAAGCCAGCAUCCUGGGAGCUGCCAGCAUCGGGAAGGGCCUCGGUGGGAUGCUCUUCUCCAGGUUUGGCAGGUCCAGUGCCACCCCCCAGACCAUGGAGGCAGGAAAAGAUGGACCUGAGGGGGAUGACAAGAAGGCCACCACUGUUGGCACCCCACCUUUGCCACACAGCAGCUCGGGGUUCCUCGAACCCACAGUGGAACUGGAGCACAGGAUCGACUUUGAGCUCAGGGAAGGUCUCGUGGAGAGCAGAUACUGGUCUGCAGUCACAUCCCACACUGCUUACUGGUCAUCUCUGGAUAUUGCCCUCUUCCUCCUCACCUUCAUGUACAAACAAGACCAAGAAGAGACUGACAAAUCCAACUUAGACACUCUGUGAAUUUUUGGCUGGGGGGAAGGAGAGGAAACUUUCAAAACCAAUGGCACAAAGUGGAUGUUUGACCGCAGAGCUGCAGGACCUGUGGGCAUGGAGGUUUCAGGUUUUAAGUGCAUGUUUGGGGGGGUUUCCUAUUUCUAAAGAGAAGAGGUUAUUUGUAUUUCAAAGCACUUUAUAGUUUUCAACGUUUUGCAGUGCUGAAUUAGACCUGAAAGGAUUCCAAAUUCCUGUUAAUGUGGACUGUACAAAGAGCCAAGACAGCAUUGUAGCAUCCCGUGGGCAGUUGUGCUUGGGUGACAUCCUUGUUAAUGACCAUAAUUGCUGUUUAGUUCAUUAAACUAUUUUAAAAAAAUUAGUGGAUUUAAAAAAAAAAAACAACAACAACAACAAACCAAACCUAAUUUGAUUUCCAUUAACAAAAAAAAUACAUGUUCAGUACAAACCUAAACCCGCCAUGUGCUGCUGUUUUAUGUACCCUGUGUCAUUUUUCCAGGACUUGAUUCAGCUCCACAUCCAAUUAUCCCCACAUUGGAAGCCCAUCCUGACUGUGGCUUCUGAGGGCCUAUCCUACAUGACACAUUUAGAAACUAAUGCUGAAGAGGGGGAAAAAAAAAAAAAAAAAGCAUGAGGCAAAUAUUUGAAAUACUGUAAUUAUAAUUUAUUAUUCUCUCUAAUCGUUUCAUUUUAUUCCAGUGUAUAAAACAUUACUUUUUUACUGGUUUCUUUUGACAUAAUUUAAGAACCACAUUUAUUUUCUACAGUGUUAAGACUUUUUCUCAGAAAUACAUAUCUUUGUACUACUAUUCAAAUGAAUAUAUGGACAC
Molecule: messenger RNA, 2680 nt
Organism: Ficedula albicollis (Collared flycatcher)
Lineage: Eukaryota; Metazoa; Chordata; Aves; Passeriformes; Muscicapidae
Gene: DDHD1
Product: DDHD domain containing 1
Exons: 12
Coding region: 111-1859 (582 amino acids)
Cellular component (GO): cytoplasm
Molecular function (GO): metal ion binding; glycerophospholipase activity
Source: RefSeq, a predicted model, not a curated record